UUCACUUCCACAUGACGCCAUUUACAGCAUAAACCCGACCUCCUCUCCGGAAAGAAGAAAAAAACAAGUGCAGAAAAACUUGAAAGCACCACAGUGUGUGCAAUGCAGCCAAACAUUCAACUUGCGCACCGCAACGCUUCUUCUUGAGAAACUAUUCAGCCCUUUUUUUUCUUUAUGAACUCGGCUAAUUUUGUUGGAUUUUGGAACUUAUUUUAUUUUAUGGCUAAAUAAGCGGUUUACACGCCUAAGUUAAACUGUUGGUGCUUUAAACUGAGUUCUACUUGGAAUAAAAUUCUGACCUUAUUUUUUCGCGCGAGUUACGCGAAGAAAAAAUUACGGCGACUACGGGGACGCGCGUGUAUUUGCUAUCAUCGGGAUUUUUGUGAAUGAAAUUCCCAAUGAACUGAGGACUAACCAAAGAGAAAUUCCUACUAGUAGGGUAUAGUCUUCACAACACAAAUAGGGGGUUGAGGUGGUGAGAUCACGGACUUCAGAUGUGUUCAAUGCCAGCCGGAGAGUUCCCACUUCAGAGUAAAGAUGGAGACGAGAACUCAAAAUGGCAGCAGCGGCUCCUUUGGCUUGCUGCGAGCUUUGCGUGACACUGGCAGACCCCAGGCUGGGGACCCAGAGCCUUUGGAGGGUCAGGUGCUCUCCCUGGACGAGAUAAGGACCAUCCGAAGCAGCAAUGAGUAUACGGAGGGCCCAACUGUGGCGCCCCGGCCGCCGGCCUCCCAGCAGAAAACGGACUCGCAACCUUCUAGCCCGACUUCCACCACCUCUAAUGAGCUCUCUGAGAACAGAAGCUCCCCGAGGGUGCAGCAAGUUUCUCAAACUCCUCAACAACCCCCUCAGUCGCCAAGGAGCGCUGUAAGCAGAUCCACUAGUGCAACCAGUGAUGGUUCAGGCAGUAGUGCGAGGGCCAGUACAGGCAGCACCUCAUCGGAGCAAAGACUUUUGGCGAAUGCAGGCGGGACAGGUGAUCGGAUUGUGAGGGUGCAACCUAAACGUUCAGACCUGAAACAAGAGGAACUCAAGCCCCUUGCAGUGCCUGGAGUGAAGGAAGAUGAUAGGAAGCACUCAAAUCGGUGUGCUGACUGUGGUCGUUGCAAGUGCGAAAGGUGCACCUGCCCUCGGACUUUGCCUUCCUGUUGGAUGUGUGGUCGCAGGUGCCUUUGCUCCGCAACGACAUCGAUGGACUACGUCACUUGUGUUUGUUGCGUCAAGGGCCUCUUCUACCACUGCUCUAGUGACGACGAGGAUGUGUGUGCGGACAAACCAUUCUCUUGCAACCAGUCGCAUUGUUGUUUGCGCUGGUCGGCCAUAAGUGUCCUGGCACUGUUCUUACCCUGCCUCCUUUGCUACCUUCCAGCGAAGGGUUGCGUGGCGUUGUGCCAGACGUGCUACGACUGCACCAAUCGACCAGGGUGUCACUGCAAGAACAAAGGAGUUGACAUAUAAAGGAAACUUAGUCCGUGGAGUAGCACUGCAAAGAUAGCCUUAUCUGGGACAAUCUCAACGCACCCAGAGCCGUGGAAAUAUCCGCAAAUUGUUGUAGUUUUGGCACUGUAGACCAAGAGGUGACAUUGGAUUGGAAAAAACUUGUUUGAAGUGGUUUGCUUGUUUGUUUGUUUUGCUUUUCUCUUAGUCUCUUUCUUUCUCUUUUACUCUUUAAGAGGGGGAAAUGUUUUUUUGCGACAAUUUUCCUAUGUCAUUUUCAUUUAAACUGAAGUCCAGAAUGUUAGCCCUAUUGACAUUCAGUAAUAUGACUGAUAAAGGUGACAGACUUUCCUAACUAACUGUUUGUGAAUAGUAUCUGCAAAGUAUGUAAAUUAGCAAAUGAGCUCUUUUCUGAGAGAUUUUAUUUUUGUACAUAUAAUAUUUCAACUGUGAAAAGCAUUGUGCCAAACCAGAGGCACCUUGAUAGAUCCAUAUAUAAGAUGCAUAUAUAAAACUUGUAUAGUGUUGUACAUUCAUUUUGAAUGUACGUCAAUCACUUUUUUGAUAUUUUGCCUUAUAAGAGAGACCUUACAUGAAUUAUCCCUACAGCUAUACUUGUAAAUUGUACAGUGACCCUAAGAAAACUUUAUUUUCUAAUUUCAAACACAUUGUUUAGUGUAAAAAUAUUUAUUUGAAGUUUUAUUAUUUUAUAAAGUAAUAUUUAUUUCGAGACGCAUCUUUAUAGACAUCACCCCAACUUUGAGACAAAAAACCUCCUCUGUUGUUGCUGCAAAAAAGGGUGACAAGGGUGUCAAAUCUGAUGCAUAUGUUCACUAUAAAAUAGAAAAUAUAUUAACGUUUUGAAAUUAAACAA
Messenger RNA from Myxocyprinus asiaticus (Chinese sucker), 2311 nucleotides. It is a transcript of the gene spry2, whose product is annotated as sprouty RTK signaling antagonist 2. Lineage: Eukaryota; Metazoa; Chordata; Actinopteri; Cypriniformes; Catostomidae. The record is from RefSeq and is a predicted model, not a curated record. Gene Ontology annotation, biological process: negative regulation of Ras protein signal transduction; animal organ development; negative regulation of fibroblast growth factor receptor signaling pathway. Bases 538 to 1458 code for a protein of 306 amino acids. Gene Ontology annotation, cellular component: membrane; cytosol. The transcript has 2 exons.